Molecule: messenger RNA, 3620 nt
Organism: Pterocles gutturalis (yellow-throated sandgrouse)
Lineage: Eukaryota; Metazoa; Chordata; Aves; Pterocliformes; Pteroclidae
Gene: DDX46
Product: DEAD (Asp-Glu-Ala-Asp) box polypeptide 46
Exons: 23
Coding region: 1-3117 (1038 amino acids)
Biological process (GO): mRNA splicing, via spliceosome
Cellular component (GO): nucleus
Molecular function (GO): ATP binding; RNA helicase activity; nucleic acid binding
Source: RefSeq, a predicted model, not a curated record
AUGGCGCAUUAUCGGAAGCGCUCUGCGUCACGCGGACGCUCUGGUAGUCGUUCUAGAAGCCGUUCUCCAUCUGACAAAAGAAAACGUGGAGAAGACAGACGUUCUAGAAGCAGAGAUCGAGAACGUAGGCGUGAGAGGUCACGCAGUAGGGACAAGAGAAGGUCUCGGUCGCGUGACAGAAAACGUCAAAGACGUUCAAGAAGUAGAGAAAGGGAACGGAGCCGAGAGAGAAGAAGAUCCCGGAGCCGAGAGAGGAGGCGCUCUAGAAGCAGAAGCAGAGGUAGACGGUCUCGAUCCUCCAGUCCAAGCAAGAACAGGAAAACAGAAAACAGAUCAAGAUCUAAAGAAAAGACAGAAGGUGUGGAAGUUUCCAAAGAAAAGAAAAAAGACGACAAAGAAGACGAGAAGGAUAAAGAUGCCACCACAAAUGCCGUGGCCACAGAGAAUUUUGAUCAGAACAAACUAGAAGAAGAAAUGAGAAAACGAAAAGAAAGAGUGGAGAAAUGGAGGGAAGAACAACGCAAGAAGGCUAUGGAAAACAUAGGAGAACUGAAAAAAGAAAUUGAAGAGAUGAAACAGGGGAAAAAAUGGAGCUUAGAAGAUGAUGAUGAUGAUGAAGAGGAAACUGCAGAAGGAGAAAAAGAAGGCGAGGAGGCUGAAGAUGAAGAGUUAGAUCCUUUGGAUGCUUAUAUGGAAGAAGUAAAAGAAGAGGUCAAGAAGUUCAAUAUGAGAAGUGUGAAAGGUGGAGGUGGGAGUGAAAAGAAAUCCGGACCCACUGUUACCAAAGUAGUAACCGUGGUGACAACCAAAAAGGCAGCUGUAGAGUCAGAAAAGAAGAAAGGGGAGCUCAUGGAAAACGACCAAGAUGCAAUGGAGUAUUCCUCAGAAGAGGAGGAAGUUGACCUUCAGACUGCCCUUACCGGCUAUCAGACCAAGCAGAGAAAGCUGCUAGAACCAGUGGAUCAUGGAAAGAUAGAAUACGAACCUUUCAGGAAAAACUUCUAUGUUGAAGUGCCAGAACUAGCUAAAAUGACUCCAGAAGAGGUGAAUGUGUACAGGCUGGAGUUGGAAGGAAUUACAGUGAAGGGAAAAGGCUGCCCCAAACCAAUAAAAACCUGGGUGCAGUGUGGUAUUUCCAUGAAGAUUCUCACUGCCCUCAAAAAACAUGGCUAUGAAAAGCCCACUCCCAUUCAAACCCAGGCUAUCCCAGCAAUUAUGAAUGGUCGUGAUUUGAUUGGCAUUGCCAAAACAGGAAGCGGAAAAACUAUUGCAUUUCUGUUGCCCAUGUUCAGACACAUUAUGGAUCAGAGAGCGCUAGAAGAAGGAGAAGGUCCCAUAGCUGUCAUCAUGACACCGACUCGCGAGUUGGCAUUGCAGAUUACCAAGGAGUGUAAGAAAUUCUCAAAGACACUUGGACUUCGAGUUGUCUGUGUUUAUGGAGGAACAGGAAUCAGUGAACAGAUAGCUGAACUCAAAAGAGGUGCUGAAAUUAUUGUUUGCACACCUGGACGUAUGAUUGAUAUGUUAGCAGCUAACAAUGGUCGGGUGACAAAUCUCCGUAGAGUCACAUAUGUUGUACUUGAUGAAGCAGACAGAAUGUUUGACAUGGGUUUUGAGCCUCAGGUUAUGCGCAUUGUAGACAACGUCAGGCCUGAUCGUCAGACUGUCAUGUUUUCUGCUACUUUUCCCAGAGCUAUGGAGGCAUUAGCUCGGCGAAUCCUAAGUAAGCCUAUAGAGGUGCAGGUCGGAGGCAGAAGCGUUGUCUGUUCUGAUGUGGAGCAACAUGUUAUUGUCAUAGAAGAGGAUAAAAAGUUUUUGAAGUUAUUGGAGCUACUGGGACACUAUCAGGAGAAAGGAUCCGUUAUCAUAUUUGUAGAUAAACAAGAACACGCCGAUGGGUUGUUGAAAGAUUUAAUGAGAGCCUCUUAUCCUUGUUUGUCUCUUCAUGGAGGUAUUGAUCAGUAUGACAGGGACAGCAUCAUUAAUGAUUUCAAGAAUGGAACUUGCAAACUUCUGGUGGCCACAUCUGUAGCAGCAAGAGGCUUGGAUGUAAAACAAUUGAUGCUGGUGGUCAAUUACAGCUGUCCCAACCAUUAUGAAGAUUAUGUGCACCGAGCAGGUCGAACAGGACGAGCCGGCAAUAAAGGGUAUGCAUAUACAUUCAUUACUGAGGAUCAGGCACGGUAUGCUGGUGAUAUCAUUAAGGCUUUGGAAUUGUCCGGGACUCCAAUUCCUACUGAUUUGGAGAAGCUCUGGGCUGACUUCAAAGACCAACAGAAGGCUGAGGGAAAGUUGAUUAAAAAAAGCAGUGGAUUCUCUGGCAAAGGUUUUAAAUUUGAUGAAACUGAACAGGCUUUGGCUAAUGAAAGAAAGAAGCUCCAAAAAGCAGCUCUUGGCUUGCAGGAUUCAGAUGACGAAGAUACAGCUGUUGAUAUCGAUGAACAAAUUGAAAGCAUGUUCAAUUCAAAGAAAAGAGUAAAAGACAUGGGAACACCAGGAACAUCAAAUGCUCCUACACCGUCAGCUGGGAAUGCAGAAAAAUUGGAAAUUGCUAAAAGACUGGCUUUGAGAAUCAAUGCCCAGAAGAACCUCGGAGCAGAGGCACAAGUAUUCGUCCCCUUCCACUUUAAGGAUGUGAUGCAGCAGGCUACAAAUGCUAUCCUGAGAGGAGGCACCAUUCAAGCUCCUACUGUGUCUGCCAAGACCAUUGCAGAGCAACUGGCUGAAAAAAUCAACGCUAAGCUCAAUUAUGUGCCCAUAGAGAAGCAGGAGGAAGAGAAACAGGAUGGAGGACAGAAUGAAUCCUUUAAGAGAUAUGAAGAAGAAUUAGAGAUCAAUGACUUCCCACAGACUGCCAGAUGGAAAGUUACCUCCAAAGAAGCGCUACAGAGAAUCAGUGAAUAUUCUGAAGCUGCUAUUACAAUCAGAGGAACUUAUUUCCCUCCAGGCAAAGAACCCAAGGAAGGAGAACGAAAGAUUUAUUUGGCUAUAGAAAGUGCCAAUGAACUGGCUGUACAGAAAGCAAAGGCAGAAAUCACACGACUUAUAAAAGAGGAGCUCAUCAGAUUGCAAAAUUCAUACCAACCAACCAACAAAGGAAGAUACAAAGUUCUAUGAGUAUUUGGAGUUAUCUGUCUGCCAGUGGCUGGUGCGUGAAACUUUGUGGCUUCUGUUGUUUUUGCUGUUUACACUGCUUAUUGUAAAUUAAGAUUUUUUUUUUUGUCUUGCGGACGUUUUUUUUAACUGAAAAUUGAUACUUGCUGAAACAUCUUAAUUCUCUCCACUACAUUUAUCAGUCUUAAAGCAGACCGGUUUUGGCAGAGCAUGAUUUAAUUUAAAAGUGCAGUUUAUAUACUUUUCAUCAUAAAGAAUAUAAAAUAAAACAGAUUUUAAUUUUCCUGACAGACUAUACUGUUAAGUAAAUUAAACAAUGUUGGGAUUUGUGUUGGGAAUUGUUAGAAUGUACCUGCUUCCUGUUGUGGGGAUGGUUCACGCCGUAUCAGUUUAUACUGGAAAAAUGAUAAAACACCAAAAUAAAAGCAGGAUUUUCUCCUGAUCCAUAGCAUCUCUCUGGCUGGUUCCACACGCAUUCGUUUCCUGUACAAAUGUUCCCCUAAGGU